Messenger RNA from Melampsora larici-populina 98AG31, 4006 nucleotides. RefSeq lists its product as uncharacterized. Gene Ontology annotation, biological process: lipid metabolic process. Bases 1 to 3462 code for a protein of 1153 amino acids. NCBI's taxonomy places the organism in Eukaryota, Fungi, Basidiomycota, Pucciniomycetes, Pucciniales, Melampsoraceae. The record is from RefSeq and is a predicted model, not a curated record. The transcript is spliced from 5 exons.
AUGUUUCAAUUAGCCUUUGAUAUAGUUUCCUUAGCUUUACCUGAAUCUUAUCGAAACCUAUUAAUCGAUUUCAAUUUGAUUUCAUCAUCUAAAACUCAAUCUCAAACCAAUCCUGCAUAUAUUCAUUUCAAUGAUUUCAAAAACGAUCAUCUCACAAAUCAAUCUUCUCGUUUUGAUGCUCAGUUAAUAGCUUCUUCUUCUUCUUCUUCUAACCAAAUCAAUUCAUUAACCAUUCAACCGGCUUAUCAACUUUCACCUAGAGCCACUCAAGAUUUGAUUUCAAGAUUAGAUGCAACUCCUCCCAUCUUACCUCAAAAUGUCGCCAACAUCAUCACCAUGGCUACUAUUGCUGCUAGACUCGGUUUACGAUCAACUUCAUUUUUUGCUGAAUUGGUGGUCGAAUCAAUCCGUUACACUACUAAUACUACUGUCGGUCUGACUCGUCGUGCUCUUACCACGGCUGUGGGUGGAGCAAGGUCAAAUCAUUUGACUUCGCCGGAUUGUUUUCGAGAGUUGACGGAAAAUGAUAUGGAAUUAACUUAUUUUCAAUUACUUGAUCGGUAUACGAACCUUGGGAUUUAUACCGUACAUCAUAUCUUUACUUUGAGUGAACUCUUUGCUAUGGCUGGUCUUAACCUUACUCAAUCUGCCAUCAGUACAGGUUUCAGUACCGCUGAAGCAUCAGUCAAAGUUAUGGAUAGCAUCUUUGGAUCAAAUGAAUCGUCUCGUGCACUCUCAGCUAUCAUCAUGCUCGUUCGACGUGAAUUCUUACACGAUCCUCGUUUCACUCCAUCUCAUAUCAAUACCUUGACUGGUUUAAUCUCACUCACAAAGGCAAUGACAGCUUUUGCUUGCCUACAACUCGCUACCAGUCGACGAUCGAUGGCUAACAUGAAGAUGAGAGUCGUAUGGGAUGCCACAGUGAUGGAUGAAGCAGAAGUCGAAACAUCAAUCUUUGGUAAUGCAAACAUGGAUUAUGAUCUUGGGACUCGUGCAGCAGAAGUACUUAUUCGAGAGGCCAAAGCAUUACGUGAAGAAAGAGCUCAAUCUGCAGCUUUGCAGAAUAAAUUGGAUUCAGUUCCAUCUUCAGCUGUACCAGAACUCAUUCAGACGCCUCAUGCUAUUGCCAACAAGGAUCAAGCACAUCAAAACUAUCGUGUGACUGAAACUCAAACCACUAGCGCCAGCGGUAACACUUGGCAUAAAGAUCAGGGUCUCACCUCAGCCACUCGAUGGAGUAUCAGUCGUUCAAACUCUCACACUUCUGUUCCUAUCCUUACCUGUACCGACAGUGAAGGAACAAAUCUGUUUGGUAGUGAUGACACAUCUGAUGAGGAUUCACAAGUGGAUCAAACAAAUUCAGAAAAGCAUGAUCUGGUACCCAAUUCAUACGAACCCAUACCACUCAAAGAACUCGUCAACCCAAAUGAACAUGAUGCCUCUCUUUACCAAAUCACCACGACUAUCACUACCACUACCGCUACCACCGUUUGCCCUGUCAACGACAUCAAUUCCAAGUCGAAUCCAUCGAGCGGUUAUGAACGUUUGCAGGCCUUUCACAGCUGUCAGAGACCAACUUAUUCUGGUACUAUGUCUGUCGUUGCUGAAUCGGAAACCGGAUCACAAUCAGUCACUACUCCAACUGAUGACACAUUCGAUGUCUUGGAUCAUCCGAUCCGAUCUAACUCACCGCCAACAAUAACAUCUCAGCCUGCCCCAUUCGAAGCUGAAUCAAUCGAAAACGACCAAAAGGAUCUGUUAAAAGAGCCAUCUACUUUAACGAUUGAAACUCCUGUUCAAACCGAGGUCCAAUCCAAUAACAAUCAUCAAAUCACUCGAGCAUUCUCACCCAACUCGAAACCACCUCAAUCUUGUUAUCCUCCUAAUUCAUUGGUCACUAAUUUGAGUUAUUUUAUGAAAUUCAGUUCAGCUGCUUAUGGUCAACAAUUUCUAAGAGUCAUGGGACUUGGAUCGGAUUCAUUUAAUUAUCCAAACACACGUAAACAUUCUGGUAAUCAUCAUGCAUUUGCUUCACAUGUCGGAUUACCAGUGGAUCAGAUCCUUUACAGUUCAUUUGCCGAUUCGAAACCUACAUUAGGAAACAGUGUCUUGAGUCCAUUAGUACAUUAUAUUGCAGUAGAUCAUAGUGUGAAAUCGAUUGUACUAACGUGUAGAGGUACAUUAGGACUUUCCGAUAUCUUGGUAGAUCUUACUUGUCAAUAUGAACCUAUUAUGGUAGAAGGAGGUGAUUCAGAAAAAGCCUAUCUAGCUCAUUCUGGUAUGUUACAUUCUGCACUGAGAUUAAGACAUCAAUCUUCUUUGGUCCAUCAAGAACUCAAACAAGCUUUAUUAGAUCAUCCUGAUUAUGGAUUAAUCAUCACUGGACAUUCAUUAGGUGGUGGAGUAGCCUCACUUUUGGCUGUUUUGUUUUCCACUAGAUCAGAAGUGUAUUUAAAUGAAUUAAGUUCAGCAGAAAGCUCAACUGAUUCACCUAGACCUCAACUUCCGAUCAUCACCAAGUUUGUGACCUCUUUCAAAUCAGGCUUACCACAUGGACGACCGAUUCAUUGUUAUUGUUAUGGACCACCGGCAGUUUCAUCGAUUGAUUUAAGUGAAUAUUUAGUAGGAUUGGUCACUGCUGUUUGUAAUGGGAUAGAUGUGGUGCCUACAUUGUCGUUGGGAGUCUUACAUGAUUUUAAGAAUGUGGCGGUUUCGAUUUAUGAUGAAGAAAAGAUCUCGGGUGAGAUUGUUAGUAAGGUGAUUGGGUUGUAUUCUAGGAAAAUCAAGAGUGAGAAGUUGAAUGAGUGUUUUAAUACUUCUACUUCUACUGGUACUACUGAGAAUGGGAAUGGGAAAGAGAAUGAGAAUGGGAAUGGGAAAGAGAAGGGAAAGGAUCAAGAGGAGGAUGGACCGGAACUUUCGGAUUGGUUUUGGUCUUUGAAAUCUACCAUGAAAGCAGCAUCAGAUUCAGAAAAGCUUUAUCCUCCAGGAGAAGUUUGGCAUGUAGAAAAGUAUGAGGUUUAUCCGAACUUGAAAGAAGAAGAAGAGAUGAAGAAGAAAGAAACCGAGAACAGUUCAUCUUUAGAGACCCCAACCAAUGAUGAUCCAACUGAAGGGGAAGCGAUUGAAAAGAAAUCAUGGGUCAAACCUAAUCCGAAUGGAAUGAUUACAGUAGCUAAGAGUUGGUUAAAGUUUGGAAAGCUUGAAGCUUCGUUGAAGAAGAUUAAUGGGAUCUCGGGGUCUGGGUCUGGGUCUGGGUCGGGGUUUGGAUCAUCGGGGAAAGUUAAGAAGAGGGGUGGGAAAAGAGUCGUUUUGAGAAGAUGUGAUGAUUUGGUGGCUAGGUUUUCGGAACCUAUCUUUGGUAAAAGUAUGUUUCAUGAUCAUUUACCUACUCAGUAUGAAAUUGCUUUAGGCGUAUUGGAAGAAGCGAUUAAUCCGAAAAUAAAGAAGAAGAAAACAUGAAGGAAAAAUCAAAAAAAAUCAAAAAAUCAAAAUCGAAACCGAUUUUGAAAUGUCAAAAAUUCAAAACUCGAAAAACACAGAAAGUUUUUAAUUGAUUCUUUCUUCAUUUUGAUUUUCUUUUAAUUCUUUUUUUUGGACAAAGCAAAUAUUGAGAAGUUGUUGAUUUGGUUUUUCUUUUUUUUGUUAUGUAUUUUUAAGAAAUCAUCAUAAGAAAGACAAUUCACACCAAAGAAUGGUAAUGUAACAUGAAACCUUUGACUUUUUUUUUUCUUAGCAGUAGUAGUAGUAGUAGUUUGCAAUGUUUUCAUUUUUCGUUAUCUGCAAUUGUUUUCUUUUACAUCAUCAUUCAUCAUCAGCAAUUUUUCUUCUUUGGUAUGAAAUGUAUUUUUAUCUCUAGCAUGACCCAUAUAUAUAUCAUUAGUUUUUUUUUUGGUUUGGUUUGGUUAUAUCGAAUUUUAUAUUUUGUAAUUUUUUUUUUUUGGUUUGAUUUGAUUAUUCAAUUUAUUAUAAAUCAAUCAAUCAUGAUUGGUUUUGUAUGAUUUGU